Molecule: messenger RNA, 831 nt
Organism: Desarmillaria tabescens
Lineage: Eukaryota; Fungi; Basidiomycota; Agaricomycetes; Agaricales; Physalacriaceae
Exons: 7
Coding region: 1-831 (276 amino acids)
Source: RefSeq, a predicted model, not a curated record
AUGUUGAGCUCAGUCGGGAACAUUGGUUUGGAUGGGAACAAUAAGGCUGAGACCCCCCGGCAGGCCAUGCAGCUGCGGCAUGUGAACCUAGAAGACGGUAUGGUACUUGUGGCUACAAUUCACUCGGACGGUGACAGUGGAUACGUUCUUGGGAGAUGGAGAAGUGUGAUGGAAAAGGCAAUGCCUGAUCUGGCGCCGCCGACCGUCGGAUCACAGUGGCGGCGUCACCAAAACCACAAGGUCAUCGCCACCCACUUGCCGUCGAACUUUCAAGCGGUCGAGAUAAACGUGGGGAAAUACAGUUCCCGGACACCUUGGCAAUCAGCCGGGAUCUGGAUGCGUAUCAGGAAGCAAGCUUCAGCAUCUGAUUCAACAAACAAUGCCAUAGGCCAGAGAUGCCGGUGGAUAUGUCAAAUCAGCGCUGACCAAGAAGGGAUAUUUGGGGACGGUGUGAAUGCGGGAUUUGGGCUUCUGCACAUAAAUGAUUUAGAACGCGACGAGCGCAAUCAGCUUCCUCGGAAUCCAAGGAAUCAACACGAAAUGUACCAGUGCCAGAUCCGUACAGACAAAGAUCUCGAGAUCCUGAAAAAAUCCUUCGACAACAGUGCAGUCAAAGUCAUCGAAGGGAGCUUUCAGAACGAAAAGUUUAAGUUUGGAGAUAGACUACCGUUGCCCACCGAGAAGAUAGGACUGAGGCAACCCUCCUUUAAUAGGCCAAAGCAUACAUUCUUGACUCAGGAGUGGUAUCCUGGCUCCAGUUUCGAGCAAUCUAUCCUGAAGAUCAAAGAUGAAGAGAUGGCCUCGAAAGGGGUUACCGUCAAUGAUGAGUGA